Molecule: messenger RNA, 1883 nt
Organism: Camellia sinensis
Lineage: Eukaryota; Viridiplantae; Streptophyta; Magnoliopsida; Ericales; Theaceae
Source: RefSeq, a predicted model, not a curated record
GGAUUUUUUUUUUUUUAAGAAGUUGAGAAAAGUUAGUGAGAGAGAGAGAAAGAGAGAACAAGAUAGAGAGAGAUUAUUGUGUAUAUGAAAAAGGAAAGUUGGGUGUGUCAUGUGCUUGUGAAGUCUUUACCCUUCCACUGAUUGUAAGCCAAAAAAAGACUGAAGAAUCAUUCUAUCCCCACUUCACCUGCUGUCCAACACCCCUUAUCUUCCCAAAAUAAGCCUUCUGUAUAGAACCUUUUUUUUGGUAUUAUUGGUAGUCCUGUUCUCAUCAGUAUCAGACCUAAAAUCAGUUUUUUCCCAUAUUUAGCCCUAUUGUCCUCACCUCAACCCACCCCUAUUAUCCCUAAAUCCUUUUCUGGGUUUUUUUGCCUAUUUUGUUUGUUUGUGUGUGUGGAGAUAUGGUGAGAGGGAAGACUCAGAUGAGGAGGAUAGAGAACGCUACAAGCAGGCAAGUCACCUUUUCCAAAAGGAGAAAUGGGCUUCUGAAGAAGGCAUUUGAGCUCUCGGUUCUCUGCGAUGCUGAGGUUGCUCUCAUAAUCUUCUCUCCUAGGGGAAAGCUCUAUGAAUUUGCUAGUUCAAGGGUAAAAAGGGACAAUGGAGUGACUUCAUUCGUGUUGUGUUCAAUUUCGAAAUUACUCAGCACGCAGGAGACGAUACAGCGCUAUCAGAGGCAUACAAAAGCUGUUCAAACUGACAACUCAUCAGUGGAAGAAAACAUGCAGCAUUUGAAGCACGAGGCAGCAGACAUGGCAAACCAGAUAGAGCUUCUUGAAGUUGCGAAAAGGAAACUCUUGGGAGAGGAUCUGGGGUCAUGCACCAUGGAAGAACUGCAGCAAAUUGAACAACAGUUGGAGCGGAGUGUAAGCAGAGUCCGGGCUAAAAAGAUGGAGGCUUUCAUGGAACAGAUUGAUCAACUUAAGGAAAAGGAGAAAGUCCUAACAGCUGAAAAUGCAAAGCUCUGUGAGAAGAUUUCUUCAUGUGCUUUUAUUUCUCGAGGGAACAACAGCCAAUGGAAUACCUCUCAUUUCUUUCCAACUUGGUGCAUUUAUCCCUGGAUAUCUUGUCCAGCCAGUGAUUGUUCGCUAUCCCCAUGUAUACUUCGACCAAUCCUGUUUCACAAUUUCAUGGAGGUGGAGUAUAUUCCUGUUGUUUCACCCCUUGAAAAUCAAAAGGAAAAUGCUAUCCAUUUUGCUAAAAGGACUGGCCAUGUUAUCGUUACUGCUCUUAAUGUCGUACAAACAGGUCAUGUGUAUGGGGACUUCAUGCUGUUUGCAAAAGCUGCUGAGUCCAAACAGGAAAAUCCUACACUUUAUAUGAUUGAAAUGAAAAAGGUGGAAUCAACAUUCCAUUUAAGCAGUUUGGAAGCUAUGGACUUCCUGGAUACAUUUCUUUCCAUGAAUCCAGAUUCCAGGUAUGUUGGCGUGAAUUGUUAAUUUUGGUGAUGUUCAUAUUUUACAUUUAUUUGUCAUGUAUGCCUUGAUUGUCUUCGCAAGGAACAAUUAUUAUUAUACUACUGAUUGAAGUUGUUCGAGUUGUUCAUCUGGCUGUUAGAUGCCACCAUGCCUACCUCAUGCAAGUUGCGCAAUGCUGUCAACUUUCCUUCAUUCUCUAACAUAAGAUUAUUGGAUAGGGUGUUUGAAUCAUGGAUGAGUGAUGAGGGUUUUCUUUCUCUUUCUUUUCUUUCCUCUUCGUUCUAUCUUGUGUAUUUUUUAUUUUAUUUUUUUCUAAAAAAUUUGAGGUCAUUUUAGAAAAUAAAUGCUUCCAUUGAAUUAAUGCUGCAUCCAUGCAAAUGAUGCAAAUGUGGGCUUUUGGUGGCUGCAUCAAAUCAUUUUAGAUAUGCCAUUGUUUAAUCUGAAAGUAUAUGGUAUUGCUUCUUUUCA